Molecule: messenger RNA, 712 nt
Organism: Cantharellus anzutake
Lineage: Eukaryota; Fungi; Basidiomycota; Agaricomycetes; Cantharellales; Hydnaceae
Exons: 14
Coding region: 133-624 (163 amino acids)
Source: RefSeq, a predicted model, not a curated record
AUUCCCACCCACAAACUUCCGGUGCAACUCAGAAAUUCUCCACAAAGCGUUCUUCCUCCCACCCUCUUCCCCUCCAAUUAGGAGACGUGGGGAUCAACUAGGAGACAUGAGGAUCAAUUAGGAGACCUGAGGAUGUAUAUAGCGCGUCGCAAGUCUUCGCAGUUUGCCCCCAGAGAUGGGGAUGUCUACUCGCGAAAAUGUCUUUGGGGGUUUCCUUUAUGGGCUCGUGCUCCAAACCAUACUCUUCGGCAUAAUCACUGUCAGGCUUUCCUGUAUUACCAUAGGUUCCCCCAGGACCAUAUCUUUUCGAAAUUUGCAGUCGGAUUUUUAUGGCUUGUUCAGGUAUUUCAAGUGAUAGCAUCGACAAUUGGGGUUUACGAGGCACUCUUCAAGGUUCAAAUGUCAACCACGGCAUGGUAUGAUACCGUGUAUCAGAUUUCUACGGUUAUUUGUUCCACCAUCGUCCAACUUUAUUUCGUCCUUCGCCUAUAUCGAUUUAGUGGAUCCAUCUGGCUGCCAGUGCUACUUGCCAUCUUGAUCCCGGCGCAGGUUGGAACUGGAUUUGCGAUCUGGCUCAAAGCAAAUAUCACCCACGGUAUUGAGACAUUUUGGCGGACCUCAUGAUCGCGUUUGUCAUGUCAUUUUUCCUCAACAGGCGUCGCACUGGGUUCCGACAGACUGAUACGAUGUUACGAAAGUUAACUGUAUAUUC